Molecule: messenger RNA, 4323 nt
Organism: Girardinichthys multiradiatus
Lineage: Eukaryota; Metazoa; Chordata; Actinopteri; Cyprinodontiformes; Goodeidae
Gene: eme1
Product: essential meiotic structure-specific endonuclease 1
Exons: 9
Coding region: 117-1745 (542 amino acids)
Biological process (GO): replication fork processing; mitotic intra-S DNA damage checkpoint signaling; double-strand break repair
Cellular component (GO): Holliday junction resolvase complex; nucleus
Molecular function (GO): nuclease activity; DNA binding
Source: RefSeq, a predicted model, not a curated record
UUCGAAUCUAAAGAAAGAGCCGUAAUUCUCAUCAACAGAGAUUAAGCUCUAUAGUCCGAUUGUCCGUGAAUGCAACGAAACCCGGGGAAAUCAAACAUCGCGGCACUUAGCUCACAAUGAUUGAUUCACCUAGACGUGAGGAUCUGGGGAGCAACAGUGACUCAGAUGAGGAGCUGCCUGUGUUUGAUUUCCUCAAGCCUCGUCCAAGCACCAAUGUAGCCUCCCAGAAAAGCCCAAAGAAACUGGACCUGAACUACUUUCAUGCUAAACCUGCUGUCGUCUCCUCCUCAGUUCUGGGUCAUGCUGCAUCAGCUGAUGUAAUGAUGAUAAGCAGUGAUUCUGAAGAUGAUGUUCCAUACGUCCCUCUGGCGCAGAGACUGAAACUCAGACCGGCCAUUGCUGACCUCACUGAAAGAAAUAUAUCUAAUGUAGCUGGCUCACAGGCCUGCUGUCAGAAAGGCUCUUCGGACUCAGAGCAUCUCCUCACCUUGCGUCAGGAGAGAAGAACGACCCCAGAGGAAUUGGGUGACCUCCUUCUGAGCUCUCUCUCUGCAUCCACCUCUCCUACCAGGAAGACCGCCACAAAACGGACGGCGGAGGAGGUCCGAGCCCCUAGGGAGGAGGCGCUGAGUAGGAGGCAGGCCAGAGAGAGACAGCAGCAGGACAAAGAGGUGCUCAAGCAGGAACAAGAGAGGCAGAAAGCAGAAAGGAAAGCUCUGGCUGAGGCCACCAAGGCCCUGAGGCCAGAGGAGUGCAUCAAGCAUAUGGUGGUAGCUGUUGAUCCAGGUCUGUUGCAGCUGGAAGGAGGCGGGACUCUGCUGUCUUCCGUGCAGGCUCUGGGCUGUAGCUGCGCCAUAGAGAAACAGCCACUCCCACGCAGUGUCACCUGGGCGAGGAGGACUCCAAGUGCACAGCUGAAUGAUGCAGCCUGUGUUCCAGAGCACCAUGUGGUGAUGCAGAUGACGGUGGAGGACUUCAUCACCCUGAUUCACAACUAUAUCCAAGAGGAGAGGCACAGCAGGUCAGACUGCAGUCCCACCCUCACAACGUGGGUCCAGGGACAGCAGAGGCGUCACCCCAACAAAAACCUGAGCCUGGCGGUCAUCGAGCUGGAGAACUAUUUCAGAGCGCAAAAGUCUGAUAGCCAGAAGAGGUUGAGGGAAGCUGUGGCUGCGGAAGAGACAGGAGGAAAAGAGAAGAAAAAACGGAGGAUUGGUCUCACUGAGAAGCUGCCGGAGGUGUCCAGAGUUGACGUGGAGGAGGCUAUGGUCCACCUCCAGCUUCACACCGGCGUCUCCGUCCACUUGUUAUCUACCUGGAAGGAGUUCUCAGACCACAUCACCAUGACGACCAAAGCAGUGGCAGAGGCCCCUUUCAAGAGAGAGCGAGAGCAGACUGCCUUCUCCUUCUACCUGGAGAGCGAGUGGGCGGGGGGCCAGCGGGUGGACAAAGCUGGGAAGGGCCUGCUGCAGGUGUGGAAGAGACAGAUUCAGCAGUUCAACAGAGUGAGCCCAGACGUGGCUGCUGCCAUCUUGGCAGCUUAUCCUUCCCCUCAGCUGCUCAAGAAGGCUUACAGUCAGUGCAGGACCGAAAAUGAGAAGCUCUCUCUUCUGUCUGACCUUCUGAUCCGCAGAGGAGAAGGCAUUACCUCCACAACUCGAAGGGUCGGUCCGGAGCUUUCCAAACGUCUUUACCUCCUGAUGCAUUCCUGUGAUCCUGAGCAGACUCUUGAUGUCAGCCUUUGAUUUCCAAACUUUGUUCCUAAUUUUGCUAUAACCCUCAGCUUCGAUCUAUUGUAGCCCAGAUCAGAGUUGGAGAUCAUGUAAUUGUGGACUACUUAAUCAAUUCAUUCAGAUUUUGUUAUCACUUAUUCAAGUUUUAUACAACGUAUGCCGCUCCAUCCCAAAACAGUUUCUUCUUUUUUUAGCAGAAUAUCUAAUCUGCAAUUAAAGGUAGGAAUGAUGCGAACCUGCACAGGUUGAAAGGUCAUAUGACUUUCUGGCGUCUUUCAAAGAUAUGGUACGUAUUUGCAUCUGGACUUAUGCAGAACAGCUUUGCAGGUGGCAGGUCAGCCCACAGCUGUGGUAACAGCCAUCAAUAUUAAACUGAUGAGCAAAGUGUUGGAGACAGAACUCCUAUGCUAUGGCUUCCCACACCGUCAUGUCAGGGUUAAUGCCAGUGUGUCCUUCCACAGCAAUGGCUCGAUGGACCCUUUGAUGAGGCAAUCAUAAGCAUCCCUUUUGCAAAACUGACAUUAAUUGUCAAACAUGAUACAGAAGCAUGCCAUUAAAACUAGAGCUGGCAUCAGCCAUACUACAGUGAGCCAAUAGUCAUGCUUAUACUUGUCCUUAUCUUUAAUACAGGGUGUGGGAUGACAUGAGUCCAGAUGGAAUAGGGAGAAUUUGGAGUUUCAGUGCGUGGCGAACAAUGCAAUGUUCUUGAUGUGGUCAAUCUGGACCACUCUGGCUCAUGACCACCCACAGUGUAAACCCCCAUCAAACUCUAUCAAUUGCUGGUAACGUUGUCCAAUGGGCCUACAAGAGGUCUGUCCUCUACAUCCGCUGACCUUCAUUCACAGCGCUGACUGUCGGAUGCUACAGCAACGACCUGUUAACACUUAUGCCCUCUGGUGGUCUUCUAAAUGUACCACCUCCAUACAAAUCAAGUUCUUUACCCAUCAUUAGUUUGCAGUACAAAACUAGGUCAAAUUGGAGUAGUUUGUUUGGGUGCCUAUGUUUUCUUUAUCAGUGAGUGUAUGUAUAAAAGCUGUGCAAUAUAUCAAAUAGUAAUCCCAAUUUUAGAGUGUUUAAAAUAACAACCGCUAAAGACUGCUUGGAUGCAUAAGCUAUUAUAUUUUAGGUGCCAUGCAUUAAACUUCUGCUUGCCAAUAAGAUGUUUAUCCUCUUGGAUGGUGUACAGCUACUACAGUAAUUAAGUAUGCUAAGUGUUGUCAUAUGUUGUAGACAUCUAAAUGUAGAGCAUUUAAGCUGCUUCCCAACUUACCGUAUGUCACCUCAUAAUGUAUUUGAGCAAGAUGGGAGAAGGUUGCUUGCCAAAGCUUUGAAUAAAACAAUUGCACAACAGGGCAAACAUCCCAAUCACAGCUGCAGAUCUUAUAUUUCACUGAAAAGGGUUUAAGGUGUUGCAACGGCCCAGUCAAAGUCUAGACAUUACCUUGACUGAAAUGCUAACAAACACCAGCAAACCAUAAGAAACAAAAGCAAUCCAUUUUCUAGAUUCUUCUGUCCUGUCUUGCAGCUCCUCAGUGUGUAGGUUCCAUCCAGUCUCUGUCAGUCAUAAAGAUGUUGCUCCCCUCCUUUCUGAUUUAAUCAGAUGCUGUGUGCAGUGAAACACACCCCUCCCCAUGUUUUUUAAAUGCUGUCCAAUUGAUCUGCCUGUGUCAAUGCACUCCCCCCCCCCCCGUGCCUGCUACCUGCGUGCGUCGAUCCUUGUUUGUGUUGUGGUGUGUAGGGGUAAAAUGCCGCCACAGAUCUGCUCCACUUUGUUUUGCAAUGCCCCACAGCUCAUUUCCACUGCAUUAGAAAAAUGGAACCUGACCAAGUAGUGAUGCGAGCCUGGAACAGAGAAAAAAGAGGGGAAGAGACACGGAUGGGUAACGAGCUGUUAAAUGGGCUUAAAGAGAUGAGCAACAUGCCUCACGCAGCAGGCUCUGUGUGCAGGCAGACACUGGUACACAGCAGCCUAUGAUUCAGGUGGCCUAUAUUGAAGAAUGGACCAUGAUGCACAGCACAGGGGUGCAAGAUUGGCACUGACAGUGUUAAGAAAUGUAAUCAAAUACCAUUUAGGUUGUCAUAAUAAUCAUAAUUAUGUGUUAGAUGUUUUAAAAGAUAGAUUUUCUUUAAGUAUUUAUUUGCAAGAUAUAGAAACGAAACGAGAAUUUUUUAAAAACUGAACAAAGCAAUAGAUUUAUAGGAACCUCUCACUAAUCUUUUAAAAUUCUGAUCUACGAGAAGAGGGUAUGGUUCAGUUAGCACUGUUGCCUUGCAGCAGCAACAAGGUCCUGGUCCGUAUGAAUGUGUAGUUCUCUCUGAAUACUCCAGCUUCCUCUCACAAUCCAGAAGCAUGCAUGCUAUGUUAACUGGUCUUUCUAAAUUGUGUGUUCAUGCAUAUUUGUGGGCCUCUGUUUUGCCAUGUGAUGGACUGGCGAUUGGUCCAGGGUGUACCCCAACAUUCGCCCAAUGAGUGCUGGAAAUGCCAGCCCCUAUGUGAACCUGCAAGGAUUAGUGGCGAAUGAAUGAAGGGGCGGAUAGGAUGGAUCUCCGUUCCAAGGUCCAGAUAGCACAUCCCUUUGCUGUCCCACAA